CGUAUUCCGAACCGAGUAAAGCUAGUAUAUAUAUUCGCGAGGCCGACUCGCUCGCGUGCGCGACUCCGAGAGUUGGUGGGGGGGAUUUGUUACGUGCGUUGAGAGGAAGACCUAAGCCAGCCGUGAACGUUGCACAGCGUCCAAACACGCUCGAAAAAGGAAAGAUUUUCAUCGUUCUGUCGGUCGACGAGCAUAUAAUGUAAUAUAAUACGCUGUAGGAUACUCGUGUUCUCCGUUGAAACGCCACAGGCAUUCUUAGCAAGUCCACGCUCGAAUCCUCCAUGUUCCGAAAUCAGAGGGAAGCAACUGUACGGACGUUUAGUUUAUUUUACGUGUGCAUACCGUGCACGAUGCACAGCGUCGAGUAGACGGAAUACUGAAACUAGUCUAGUCGCGUCGUUAUCAAUGACUUUCACGUUGCCAAAAUAGAAAUGUAUUUUAAGGGAAACCGAGCGUUUUCCAGGUUGUAUCGGAGGUUUGGCAUCGAACCAAAUAUUGCCAGCAGCUAAGCUGCUAUCGGUAGCUGCCGAGCAGACGGAAAAUAUGUCUCGUCGAGAUCCGUUGUUUCGAAUGCGUACAUUGAAUUUUGUCUGGUAAACUAAGAUGACAAUUUUCUCGAAUAACUCGCGACGCAAUGUCGAUUGUUAACGGCUAGGUGGUAAUGGGUAAUCGGUAAUUGAUAGUCGUCAGCCGUGGACGUUGCGCGUAACUAUAGCAGAGGAAAACAUUGAUUUCUCGGAGACGCUUCUAUACCGUUGUAUAGACACGUCGAGUUGACGUUUCAACGAUGCGAUCGACUCGACUCGCUUGGAAAGCGAACAUUGUCGAGGAAACGGAGAGAAUUUCCGAUUCAAAGUAGGCCGUAGGAAUCGUGUAACGAACGAAAGUAAGAAUCCGGACGGUUAUGGGAUGCGACGGAAACCAAGGAACGAGAAGACGGAGUUGGACGAAUCGAAUGCGCUCUUGGCGAUAUUUACGAUUUGGCAAAACACGGACCGAUCGAACGGAGAUAUCCGCAUUGCCGAUCCGUAUAGAUGGAAAAUAUGAAUGGGGACGAGCGUUGGUCGCUUCCUCGAAAACAGGCUCUGUACGACCCAUCCCUCGAGAAGGAUGCUUGCGGAGUCGGAUUCAUCGUGGCCAUAGACGGAAAGAGAUCGCACAAGAUCGUCCGCGAUGCGGAGACUCUAUCUGCUCGCAUGAACCAUCGCGGUGCUUGCGCUUGCGAUAACGACACCGGAGACGGAGCCGGUGUUCUUUGCGCAAUUCCACACGACUAUUACGCGGAUCACGUUCGCGAACAACAAAACGUUCAACUGCCACCGUGUGGCCGUUACGCUACGGGUAUACUAUUCUUGGACAAAAAUUCGCACGAGCAAACGGAGGAGCAGUUCGAGAAGUUGGCCGACGAAUGCAACCUGAGGGUGAUUUGUUGGCGCGACGUUCCCACCGAUAACACAAAGAUCGGUCGAGUGGCACAGAAGAGCGAGCCUUACAUGCGUCAAGUGUUCGUUACCGGCGAUCAGGACGAUAUCACUCUGGAACGUCAGGUUUUCGUACUGAGAAAGAGAUCGUCUCACUGCAUACCGCGGCCAGGAAUUAGGUACUACAUAUGUUCGCUCUCCGUGCGAACUAUCGUCUACAAAGGUCAACUGACGGCGGAUCAACUAUGGCUGUAUUUUCUGGAUUUGAAGUCCCCGAAAUUCGAGACGUAUCUGGCGCUGGUUCACACGAGAUUCUCCACCAACACGUUCCCUAGCUGGGAAAGGGCGCACCCUCUUCGUUUAUUGGCGCACAACGGAGAAAUCAACACGUUGAGAGGCAACGUGAACUUCAUGAAAGCCCGAGAAGGCGUGAUGAGCAGCAAGCUGUACGGCGAUCAGUUGAAACAGCUGUAUCCCGUGGUGGAGCCGAAUUUGUCCGAUUCCGGAGCGGCCGACUGCGUUCUGGAAUUUUUAGUGAUGGUGGGCCAACGAUCUUUGCCGGAGGCUGUGAUGACGAUGGUCCCCGAGGCUUGGCAGAACGACUUGACCAUGGCAACCGAGAAACGAGACUUUUAUCAUUGGGCUGCUUGCGCAAUGGAGCCUUGGGAUGGGCCGGCCCUCUUGACCUUUACCGAUGGCCGUUACGUUGGCGCUAUUCUCGACAGAAACGGCCUGCGCCCGUCGCGCUUCUACGUCACUAAGGAUAACAUGAUGGUGAUGGCGUCCGAAGUGGGCGUCUAUGAUACUCCGCCCAGCAAUGUAAUCCUGAAGAGUCGUUUGAAGCCCGGAAGAAUGCUCCUCGUCGACACUCUCGAGAAGAAGAUUAUACAGGACGUUGAACUAAAGUUGCAGAUAGCUAGAAGCAGACCUCACUCGAAGUGGUUGAAAGAUCAGAUGAUCACGAUGGAGGAGUUGCGUGCCGCGGACAACGGUAGAAGCCGAACGGCGGUAACGUCGGAGCACCGGACAAUCGAGAGAAAAGAAUCGAGCGACGCGAAUCCCGUGUCCGCUGUGAAUCGGGUCUGGGGAGGCGACAAGAGGCUCUCUCUCUACGGAUACACGCUGGAGACCAUCAACAUGUUGCUUCUACCGAUGAUGCAAUCCAAAAAAGAAGCGUUGGGCUCCAUGGGAAACGAUGCACCGCUCGCUUGCCUUUCCCAAUUUCAGCCGCUCAUCUAUGACUAUUUCAAACAACUGUUCGCGCAGGUAACGAACCCGCCGAUCGAUCCGUUCCGAGAGAAAAUCGUCAUGUCGAUGCUUUGUCCCAUCGGACCCGAGAGUAACAUCUUGGAGCCAAACGAGUUGCAAGUGCAUCGAUUAUUUUUGCCGCAACCGAUACUAUCGUUGGAGGAUCUAGAGGUGAUCAAAGGAACGAAAUAUCGCGGCUGGAAGAGCAAACUGAUCGACAUGACGUACCCCGUGGAAGACGGUCCGUCCGGUUUGUUGGAUACGUUGGAUCGCGUGAACCGCGAAGCGAAUCAAGCGGCGAAAGAGGGCUACCAGUUCUUGAUUCUUUCCGAUCGCCGUGGAGGGCCUGACAGAGUGCCUGUCAGCAGUCUGUUGACCCUCGGUGCGGUGCAUCAUAAUUUAAUCGAGGAGAGACAACGCAUGAAGGUCGGCUUGAUCGUCGAGACGGCCGAAGCCAGGGAGGUGCAUCAGAUUUGUUUACUUCUGGGUUACGGAGCGGACGCGAUCUGCCCGUAUCUUGUCUUCGAAAUGGCGAGAAACCUUCGAGCGGACGGCGUACUCGAUUCGUCGUUGACCGACAAUGCUUUGUGCGCGAACUACGCGGAAGCGAUGGAGAGGGGUAUAGCAAAGGUAAUGGCAAAGAUGGGCAUCUCCACGUUGCAAUCGUACAAAGGAGCACAAAUUUUUGAAGCGGUUGGCCUGUCCGAUGAGGUGAUCAACAAGUGUUUCAAGGGCACGCAAUCCCGUAUCGGUGGUGUCACCUUCGACAUUUUAGCGAAAGAAGCGUACGAAAGGCAUCAGAUCACCUAUUGGAAUAAAUCGCUGGACAUGCUCGUUAUUCGCAAUCCAGGAAUUUACCAUUGGCGCGCGGGUGGAGAGAAACACAUAAAUGACCCUGACAGCGUUGCCAAUCUGCAGGAUUACGUGAAUUCGAAAAACCAGAAUGCCUACGAAAAAUAUAGAAAGACAACGAUGGAGAUGGUCAGGGCCUGUACGUUGCGAGGUCAACUGGAAUUUCUCGAAACCUCGGAAAACUCGAUACCCAUCGAACAAGUCGAACCUGCCUCCGAAAUCGUGAAACGGUUUGCAACCGGUGCUAUGAGCUUCGGAAGUAUUUCGAUGGAAGCGCACUCAACUUUAGCGAUUGCUAUGAAUCGUAUCGGAGGCAAAUCGAACACUGGCGAGGGAGGUGAAAAUGCUGAUAGAUAUCUCGAUCAAGAUCCAGAAUGGAAUAAACGAUCGGCCAUCAAACAAGUUGCCAGCGGUCGCUUCGGAGUAACUUCGAGCUAUUUGGCAAACGCCGACGACCUUCAGAUUAAAAUGGCGCAAGGGGCCAAGCCUGGAGAAGGCGGCGAAUUGCCUGGCUACAAGGUGACCGCUGAAAUCGCUGCGACCAGGCAUUCGGUACCCGGCGUGGGGCUGAUCUCGCCGCCACCUCAUCACGACAUCUAUUCGAUCGAAGAUCUCGCCGAACUGAUUUACGAUUUGAAAUGCGCAAACCCCAACGCUCGUAUUUCCGUGAAACUGGUCUCCGAGGUAGGAGUGGGCGUAGUCGCGGCAGGCGUGGCAAAGGGGAAAGCGGAGCAUAUAGUGAUAUCUGGUCAUGACGGUGGAACCGGUGCGAGCAGUUGGACGGGAAUCAAAUCCGCAGGUUUACCGUGGGAGUUGGGAGUCGCGGAAACUCAUCAAGUUCUAACCUUGAAUAAUCUGCGCUCGCGAGUCGUGGUUCAGGCGGAUGGACAGUUGCGGACAGGAUUCGACAUCGUGGUGGCGGCUCUAUUGGGCGCGGACGAAUUUGGAUUCAGCACGGCACCUUUGAUUUCCAUGGGCUGCACAAUGAUGAGAAAGUGUCAUCUGAACACCUGCCCCGUGGGUAUCGCGACCCAAGAUCCUGCGCUGCGGAAGAAAUUCGAAGGGAAACCGGAGCAAGUGAUCAACUUUUUCUUCGCUUUAGCGGAAGAGGUACGCUCUUACAUGGCCACCUUAGGAAUCCGUAAGUUUCAAGAUCUGAUCGGACGUACGGAUCUGUUGAGAGUUCGGAAAAAUCUGUCCAUCGAGAAAGCUAGAACGCUAAGUUUCGACAAUAUUUUGCGCAGCGCGCUCCAACUCCGACCCGGAGUGAACAUUAAGGGUGGAUCGAUGACGCAAGACUUUCAGCUAGAAAAUAGAUUAGACAAUCGUGCGAUCGAAUUAGCGAGGGACGUGUUGGAUGGAAAACGUAACCGCGUCGACAUCGAAUUGAACAUCAAUAACGAAUGCCGGGCAUUUGCGUCAACUUUGAGCUAUCAUAUUUCAAAACUGCACGGCGAAGAUGGUCUUCCCGAGGACAGUAUCCGUAUAAAGAUGAAAGGUUCUGCUGGGCAGAGCUUUUGCGCUUUUAUGACCAAAGGUGUGCACGUUACGCUCGAAGGGGACGCGAACGAUUACGUCGGAAAGGGACUCUGCGGAGGAGAAAUCGUGAUAUACCCGCCAAAGGAUUCCACCUUUGAUUCCGAUGCAAAUGUGAUUGUUGGCAAUGUCUGUCUGUACGGCGCAACUUCCGGGAAAGCAUACUUCCGGGGUAUCGCUGCCGAAAGGUUCAGCGUUCGUAAUAGCGGAGCAACAGUUGUGGUGGAGGGUGUGGGCGAUCACGGGUGCGAAUACAUGACCGGCGGCUGCGCGGUUAUUCUGGGCCUCACCGGACGAAAUUUCGCGGCUGGAAUGUCCGGCGGAAUCGCUUACGUGCUGGAUGUGGACGGCUCCUUCAAGAGUAAAUGCAACCCGGAAAUGGUGGAGCUGCUACCUCUGACCAACUCGGAAGAUAUAGCGCACGUGAAAGGUCUUUUGGAAGAAUUCGUCGAAAAGACUGGUUCUCUGAUCGCAAAGGAUCUUCUGUUGCUAUGGCCCGAGCCGACCACGCGUUUCGUUAAGGUGUUUCCGUACGAGUAUCAACGUGCACUGAAACAGCUUCAGGAAGCGAAACUCGCGCAACCGAUUCUGAACGGAAAUUCUCAAAAGCCAUUAAACAACCAAGUGAAAGAUAUCGAGGAUGCCAUCGUGGACGUUGACAAGGAACAGCGGAAAUUGGACAAAAUAAGGGGAUUUAUGAAGUACAAAAGACAAACGGGAGUGUAUCGGCCGGUUGAAAAUCGUGUAAACGAUUGGGAGGAGAUCUACAACUUUCAAGGAGUCCGGAAAGGGUUGCGCACUCAAGCGGCAAGAUGCAUGGAGUGCGGCGUGCCGUUCUGUCAAAGUAGCCACGGCUGUCCAUUGGGAAACAUUAUUCCAAAAUGGAACGAUCUCGUUUUUCAGUCGAAUUGGAAAGAAGCUUUGAAUCAAUUACUGCAAACCAACAACUUCCCAGAAUUUACAGGGAGAGUUUGCCCCGCCCCGUGCGAAGGUGCUUGCGUUUUGGGAAUAUCCGAGCCGGCUGUCACUAUAAAGAACAUCGAAUGCGCGAUCAUCGAUCACGCGUUCGAGCAAGGUUGGAUCGUGCCGCAUCCACCGAAAACGAGGACCGGUCGCCGCGUCGCCGUGGUCGGUUCUGGCCCAGCAGGCUUAGCCGCGGCCCAUCAGUUGAACAAGGCGGGACAUUUGGUGACCGUUUUCGAGAGAAACGAUCGAAUCGGUGGUCUUCUGCAAUACGGAAUACCGACGAUGAAGCUGUCGAAGCAGGUCGUUCAAAGGAGAGUGUCCCUUCUCGCCGCGGAAGGGAUCACUUUUAAAACGGGCGUGAACGUUGGGAAAGACGUCUCUGCCAAGGAAUUGCGCGAACAGUACGACGCGUUGUUACUGUGCACCGGAGCGACAUGGCCAAGGGAUUUAGAAAUACCUGGUCGACAACUGGACGGCAUCCAUUUCGCGGUAAACUUCUUGGAACAUUGGCAAAAGAAACAAAUGGGAAACGACAUUCCUCUCGACAUGCGUUUGAUGGCUAAAGACAAAGAUGUUAUCAUAAUAGGCGGUGGCGACACUGGAUGCGAUUGUAUAGCUACGUCGUUGCGACAGGGUGCCAAAACUAUCACAACCUUCGAAAUCUUGCCGGAACCUCCGAGUAAGAGAUCGGACGACAACCCGUGGCCUCAGUUUCCACGCGUAUUCAAGGUGGACUACGGUCACGAAGAGGUUUCGCUCAAGUUCGGCCGUGAUCCGCGUCAGUUUAGUACUUUAAGUAAAGAAUUCUUAGACGAUGGAAAUGGUCACGUGAGCGGUAUUAAGACGGUUACGGUUUCAUGGGCGAUGGAGAACGGCCGUUGGAAGAUGGAGACGGUUCCCGGAUCGGAGAAGGUGUACAAAUGCGAUUUGGUGUUACUCGCGAUGGGAUUCUUGGGCCCCGAAAAGUACGUUGCGAGUGAACUGGACGCGUCGAUGGACGAGAGGGGCAAUUAUAAAACUGCAACCGGUAAAUACGAGACAAGCUUGACUGGGACGUACGCGGCUGGAGACUGCCGACGUGGACAGUCAUUGGUCGUUUGGGCGAUCACGGAAGGCAGGCAAGCCGCGAGGGAGAUAGACCUAGCUUUAAUGGGCACGACCGGGCUUCCCGUGUCUGGUGGCAUAAUACCAAACAUCAUGGCCUGAACGUUGCGGCUGGCGACACACGUGUCUUUUCACGCGAACGAUGUCCACCUUUGUUCUCCGUCAUUCCCUUCUAGCCCUGCGCGAUCGCGUCGCGAGCAGGUACUCUACCGUUGAACGAACGAGGAAGAGAAGCGAUCUACGAUCUGCGUGAACCAUUCGAGAUAUAUCAGUAUUAUCGAAAGCUAACGAUUAGCAUCCGAAAUUCUUUUGCAUGAUCACUCUCAUACCGCGUACAGGACUCGAGAUCUUUUCUUAAACUGCAGCGAUCGUUCUGCCGAUACAGAUUUGUUCGUUCGUUCGUCUUUCACCAGGAUUAUCUAUGUAAUUAGCGUACCAGUCUGUCGAGCAAGCUAUACGUAAAUAAUAAAUACUCUUAGGUGUACUACGAAAUCCGUAGAUCUCGUCUUAUUGUUCUCUCCGUUCUGUAUUUCUUUGGCGAAAUAGCACGAGUGCGAACCUACGAUUAGUUAUUGUAUCGACUCGCAUCUUUCGUCGAACCAAUCCAAUUACACCGGCAGAGUGGAAUCGGAAUUGUCCGCGAGAAGCAAACUCUCAUGAUUUCAGUGCGAAACCGUGUACGAGCGGCAUAAACGUUCAACGGAAACAAAUGAAACGCAUUCGGCAUUUACGGUAAACGCGAGGUUAGGUCAUUCGAAUUUCUUUAGUUGGAGUGCAUCAGGAGUAUACCGUAUACUGCGAUCUACGUGUAUACUACACUUAUCCGUACAACAAAUUGAUCGUAUGCUAUUUAUUCGUGAAAAUGCAAACAUGUGUCUAGAGAUUUUAUAACUACAAUAUAUAUGUACAAAUGUUUCAUAUACCAACGAAUUAACUCUUAUUCCGUUUGUUCCGUGUACUAUACACGCGCUCUAUUCUUAAGUAUAUGCGAUAGAAGACGGAAGAAAUACAAUUUAUGACAAUAAAUGAACGAACGAAUGAAUAAAAUAUAAAAGUGCUCUAUUGUAAUCAAGCAAACAAUAAAAAGCGUGAAACCUAAAGGUCUGGCUAGCAAUUUCGAACGAAGUUUGUCCAGUAUCGAUCCAUACAAAAGAAAAAAAGAUAUACAUAUACAUAUAUAUAUACAUAUAU
Messenger RNA from Nomia melanderi (Alkali bee), 8318 nucleotides. Lineage: Eukaryota; Metazoa; Arthropoda; Insecta; Hymenoptera; Halictidae. The record is from RefSeq and is a predicted model, not a curated record.